GCUUACCCCCGCGCCUGCUCACUCACUUGCCCGCUGCUGCCGAAUAGAGCCGAAGAGGAGGGGGCGUUCCCCAGACCAUGGCAUCGACCGAAGGUGCCAACAGCAUGCCCAAGCAGGUAGAGGUGCGGAUGCAUGACAGCCACCUUGGCUCGGAGGAGCCGAAGCAUCGACAUCUGGGGCUGCGCCUGUGUGACAAGCUGGGGAAGAAUCUCUUGCUGUCUCUGACGGUUUUCGGUGUCAUCCUGGGGGCGCUGUGCGGAGGGCUGCUUCGCUUGGCGUCGCCCAUCCACCCAGAUGUGGUCAUGCUAAUAGCCUUCCCAGGGGAUAUACUCAUGAGGAUGUUAAAGAUGCUCAUUCUCCCCCUAAUCAUCUCCAGUUUGAUCACAGGGCUGUCAGGCUUGGAUGCCAAAGCCAGCGGGCGCCUAGGCACCAGAGCGAUGGUGUAUUACAUGUCGACCACCAUUAUUGCUGCUGUGCUGGGGGUCAUCCUGGUCCUGGCCAUCCACCCUGGGAACCCCAAACUCAAGAAACAGUUGGGGCCUGGGAAGAAGAAUGAUGAAGUGUCCAGCCUGGAUGCCUUCCUGGACCUUAUCCGAAAUCUCUUCCCUGAAAACCUUGUUCAAGCCUGUUUUCAACAGAUUCAAACAGUGACAAAGACAGUGCUGGUGGCGCCUCCGAGUGACGAGGGCAAUGCAACCAGCGCUGUGGUCUCCCUGUUGAACGAGACUGUCACAGAGGUGCCUGAGGAAACGAAGGUGGUUCUCAAGAAGGGCCUGGAGUUCAAGGACGGCAUGAAUGUCCUAGGUCUGAUAGGGUUUUUCAUUGCUUUUGGCAUCGCCAUGGGGAAGAUGGGAGAACAGGCCAAGCUGAUGGUAGAAUUCUUCAACAUCUUGAAUGAGAUCGUCAUGAAGUUGGUUAUCAUGAUCAUGUGGUACUCUCCCCUGGGUAUCGCCUGCCUAAUUUGUGGGAAGAUCAUUGCAAUCAAAGACUUAGAAGUGGUUGCUAGGCAACUGGGGAUGUACAUGAUCACGGUGAUUGUGGGCCUCAUCAUCCAUGGGGGCAUCUUUCUCCCCUUGAUUUAUUUUGUAGUGACCAGGAAAAACCCUUUCUCCUUUUUUGCUGGCAUUUUCCAAGCUUGGAUCACUGCCCUGGGUACCGCUUCCAGUGCUGGCACGUUGCCUGUCACCUUCCGUUGUCUAGAAGAAAACCUUGGGAUUGAUAAGCGCGUGACCAGAUUUGUCCUCCCAGUUGGAGCAACCAUUAACAUGGACGGUACAGCCCUUUAUGAAGCGGUGGCUGCCAUCUUUAUUGCCCAGAUGAACGGUGUCGUCCUGGAUGGAGGCCAGAUUGUUACUGUGAGCCUCACGGCCACGCUGGCGAGUGUUGGUGCGGCCAGUAUCCCCAGCGCCGGACUGGUCACCAUGCUCCUCAUUCUGACAGCUGUGGGCCUGCCGACAGAGGACAUCAGCCUGCUGGUGGCUGUGGACUGGCUGCUGGACAGGAUGAGAACAUCAGUCAAUGUCGUGGGUGACUCUUUUGGGGCUGGGAUUGUCUACCACCUCUCCAAGUCUGAGCUGGAUUCCAUUGACUCCCAGCACCGAGUGCAUGAAGACAUUGAAAUGACCAAGACUCAGUCCAUUUAUGAUGACAUGAAGAACCACAGGGAAAGCAACUCUAACCAGUGUGUCUAUGCUGCACACAACUCGGUCAUAGUAGAUGAGUGCAAGGUGACUCUGGCAGCCAACGGGAAGUCAGCUGACUGCAGCGCUGAGGAAGAACCCUGGAAACGUGAAAAAUAAGGAUAUGACUGCAAAUUCUUGAAUAGACUCCCCAGCGUGUCUUAUGGUAAAAGAGGAUAUAAACAAGCUUUCUUUAAAAAGGAAAAAAAAAAUGCAUAUAUUUCUAUGUUUACUUAAUCUGUUAGCUGAGGCUUAGAGGAUCUGUUGAGUCUGUGGUAGGCACGGAGCGUGUCUUUGCCAAAUAAUGCUUUGUAACUGUCUAAUGUUGUCACUUGUAUUGCUGUUUGAGUGUUUGAUGCUGCUGGAGGAAUUGAUUUGAAGUGAAGACACAUUCUUGCCAGCUUCCCUUUUCUCUCAGGAGGCAGAACUGUGCAUGCUCUUUUCCCAGGGGACACAGCUAAAGCAGCGUGGCACACUUCAGGGGUUCGGGGCAAUGAGCAGACACUCAGUAGGUAUUCCCUCCAGUGUUUUCCAUGCCUCACCUUGUGAUGCACAAGAAAUUAUUGGACGCCUCUAGACCUACUUCCCCUUCGAUGUUUGGUAAAUACAAUUACCUCUCAUAGGGAGCUUGGACCAUAAUCUUGGACCAUACAGUAUGCUCCUUAAAGCAAAUUUUCAAAGACAGGCUUAGUGGGAACCAUACCUAACAGGCAGCUGAUUAUAACACCCAUGGAGUCUCUGCCCUGCCCUUUGUAAUUCCAAAGUAUGUUUCAUAAUUUGUUCUCCAUUUGAUAAUGGGUCAGGAAGUAAUUUUCAAAUAACCACCUUAUGCAGACAAAAGAAAGAAAGCACAGUCAACGUAAAUUCUAACCAGAUUCUAAUACUCCAAUUUGUUUCUACUUGGUUUGUCUUCACCUGUCAUAGUGAAAUCAAGCUCUGAAGUUAUUUGACCUAUUCUUCACUGUCUUGGUUUCACCCAUCAAACUCUUGUUUGGAUUUCAAAUAUAAGGGUCCUUUUGUAGUCCCUCAAUUAUUUUCAUCAUAUUCUCAUUAGCCUCGAAAGCCUAAUCAUUUUAUUCUCCUCACACAUGGAGGUGAGUUGUGUUGAUUGUGUCUCUUUUAAUUCCAUUCUCUUGAUGAGCAGAAAAAUGAAACAUGGUUAUUCAUCUAAUGUGUAGAAAGUUUUUUAUUAUGUUAUAGCAAAGCACAUUCAAACCACUUGCAGGGCACAGCAGGAAGCAAAGCCAAUCUUCUUCCCAGUCUCCUCUAUGGAAAGAAGUAGAAAACAAACAUAUGUGCACAGUCCUGUAAAGAUGACAUUGCUAUGGCAAGAUCAAGGCAAACUUGAACCAUGAAGCAGGAACAAAAGAUGUCUCUACCCAACAUCAUAGAUGGAAUCUUUUCAAGGCUGUGAAAGCCGGAGGGACGAAAGAUAUACAUGGCGUUGGCAUGGUGCCUUGCCAACUGGGGGCAAGCUGUGGAUCCUGAAUGAUUAUGUAAGCUACAUUUGUCAAUGCCUCUACUAUCAUUUUUUUAUGGAAUAACUCACAGUAUUUUUGUAAGGUUGCUGGGCUUGGGAAUUUGCU
Condylura cristata (star-nosed mole) is the source of this 3265-nucleotide messenger RNA. It is a transcript of the gene SLC1A2, whose product is annotated as solute carrier family 1 (glial high affinity glutamate transporter), member 2. The record is from RefSeq and is a predicted model, not a curated record. Bases 78 to 1799 code for a protein of 573 amino acids. The transcript has 11 exons. Gene Ontology annotation, cellular component: plasma membrane. Gene Ontology annotation, biological process: L-glutamate transmembrane transport. Gene Ontology annotation, molecular function: neutral L-amino acid transmembrane transporter activity; L-glutamate transmembrane transporter activity; glutamate:sodium symporter activity. NCBI's taxonomy places the organism in Eukaryota, Metazoa, Chordata, Mammalia, Eulipotyphla, Talpidae.